Messenger RNA from Maylandia zebra (zebra mbuna), 1941 nucleotides. RefSeq names its product peripherin 2-like a (gene prph2la). Gene Ontology annotation, biological process: visual perception. NCBI's taxonomy places the organism in Eukaryota, Metazoa, Chordata, Actinopteri, Cichliformes, Cichlidae. The record is from RefSeq and is a predicted model, not a curated record. Gene Ontology annotation, cellular component: plasma membrane.
CUCACUCUGAUGCUGCUGUGGCUGCAUUCACGCUAUCUGUGUCACUACAACUACUCGCCGCUCUGGACUAAAUCUGACGAUGUUUGUAAGAAAACAACCUGAAAAUCAGAAGUGCAGUGUUAUCAAAUGUUCAUCAUGAUCACACUUAGGCUUACAGACCACCUACAGUACAACCAUAAUGCAGCAUCCACACGAUAUCAAUCUCGGCUACCAGGCUAAGCUGCUUAUGAAAGGACCUUCAGAGAACUGUACAACCAAACCCCCUCUAUUUGUCCCUCCACAUCCCCUGGAAGAUAACCUGUUCCUCUUUCCAGCUCUAUCUGUGUCCUACCCUUAAUCCCACCUUGGACUUGAAUGAAAACUCAGGGAAGUGUUACGGGCAAUGGCAGUCUUAAGAGUUAAGUUUACCAAGACCAAAAGAGACAAGCUGGCCCAGGUGCUCUGGAUCCUAAACUGGAUCUCGGUAGUUACGGGGGCCAUCCUGUUCAGCCUAGGCCUCUUCCUCAAGGUGGAGCUCCAUAAACAAGGAGAGGUGAUGGCUGAGAGGGACAUCCAGUAUGUUCCCAACACGCUUAUAGCUGUGGGUCUCAUCGCUUGUGCCAUAAACUUCCUGGGUGGGAAAAUCUGCUACGACUGUGUGGACACCACCAAGUUUUUGCGCUGGAAGUUGAUCAUGCUGCCCUACAUCAUAUGCACCUUCUUCUUCACCUUUUGUGUGCUGGUAGGGGCUCUGAUGUGUUACUGCAUGCACUGGGAACUGGAAGAGUCUCUGAACCUGGGACUGACAGAGGCCAUGAGGUUUUAUAAGGACACAGACACACCAGGACGCUGCUUCCUAAAGCGCACCGUGGACAUGCUGCAGAUGCAGUUUCAGUGCUGUGGAAACAACGGUUAUAAGGACUGGUUUCAAAUUCAGUGGAUAAGCAACCGUUACCUGGAUAUGUCCCAAAAAGAGGUGGUGGACCGAAUCAGGAGUAACGUGGAUGGAAAGUUCCUACUGAAUGGAGUCCCAUUCAGCUGCUGCAACAUCAACUCCCCCCGGCCCUGCAUCCAGCAGCAGAUCACCAACAACUCUGCACACUUCAACUACGAGCACCAGACGGAGGAGCUAAACCUUUGGAUGAAAGGGUGUCGACAGGCGCUGCUGGAGUACUACAUACACAUUAUGCAGUCCAUCGGCCUCACAGUCCUCAUCACCUGGUUAUUUGAGCUAUCAGUGUUGACCGGGGUUCGUUACCUCCAGACUUCUCUGGAAAAUGUCCUGAGACAGGGAGACCCCAACUCCGAAUCAGAUGGCUGGCUGCUGGAAAACAGCUUCAUGGAAACUGCCCGCAUGAACCUGAAUAUCAUCAAGAGCCUUGGCAAGGGUAACCAGAUAGACACAGCCACUAAUGGAGACCCCAACAUUAACGUCCCCUCCACCUCAAAAGCACACUAUGGUCCUGACAAUGUUCCACCAAAGCAAAUAACUGAAGACAGUUGAACUUUUUCACUCAAAAGACUUCAAUGGAUGACAUUCCUGAAGCCCACAAAGGGCCUUGAAACGUAUACACAUUACAUUGGUGAAUUCUUAUCUCUGUACCUGUGGCGAUGGAAUGGGAAUUUUGUUUGUGGAAAAUAUAUAUGAACCCUAAAUGAUAGAAUUUUAAUAUCAACACCAUAAUUUAAGUCAAGUCAAUUUGUGUUUCGAUGAUCAUAUGAUGGUCAUAUAAAAAAAUUGAUAGAGGCCUGGUGACAUAAUUUCCACCCAAAUCAAUCCAUUCACUGAGCCCUCAUAUAAUGUGGACUGAGCCAAAACCAUCCUCAUAACUUUUCUGAAGGGUUCACAGGACCCACACCAUGCUAACCAAAUGUUCUCCUCAGUAUAACAAAGCCACCACAUUUCCUCACUUUAAAUUCCUUUAAUUUGUCACCAGUCUGCAUACAUUUCUAUUAUUUUUC